AUGGAAGACUACAGAACGGUAAUUGGAUUGCUGACAAAAGGUGCAUUUUGUGCAACAAUAGACUUAAAAGAGGCUUAUCUUUUAGUACCAAUUGACAACAGUCAAAGACAGUUUUUAAGAUUUAUUUAUAAUAAUAAGUAUUAUGAAUUUAAUGCACUACCCUAUGGCCUAUGCUCAGCACCAUGUGUCUUUACAAAAAUAAUGAAAGUGGUGGUCACACAUCUGCGCUCAAGGGGGCUUAAUUCUGUAAUAUAUUUGGACGAUAUACUUUGUAUUGGGUCAAAUUAUAUUAGCUGCCUCAAAAAUGUCCAAGAAACAACAAAACUCUUGGAAUGUCUAGGACUUAUUAUUAAUAAAGAAAAAAGUGCUUUAGAGCCCAAACAAAAAUUCAAAUAUCUUGGAUUCCAAUUUAAUUCCACUAACAUGACCAUCUCUCUACCAAACGAUAAAAGGGUUAUUGUAUCAACACUUGUUAGUAAAUUUAUAAAAAUUAAACACUGUACUAUUAGAGAGCUAUCAAAAUUGAUAGGAACUUUAACAGCAGUCUGCCCAGCAAUAGAAUAUGGAUGGUUAUAUACAAAAAUUCUGGAACGCCAAAAAUAUCUAACCUUAAUACAAAACAAUAGUAAUUAUGAUGCUACAAUAACCCUCCCAUCCAUAAUUAAAGAAGACCUUAGCUGGUGGUCAUUAAAAAUAAGUAAUACAUGUAAACACAUUAGGAAAAAUCAGUACACAAAAGAAAUCUAUACAGAUGCAAGUAGAACAGGCUGGGGCUGUGUAUGUGGCAAAGAAAAAGUCAAUGGACUAUGGAAAAUAAGUGAACAAGAGUAUCAUAUUAAUUACUUAGAAUUAAAAGCAGUCUUUCUUGGUUUAAAAUUAUUUGCAAAAUACGAGAAAAAUUGUGAGAUUUUAUUGAGAGUAGAUAAUACAACUGCAAUAUCUUAUGUCAAUAGGAUGGGAGGCAUACAAUUCCCACACCUUAACCAACUAGCCAGAAAUAUUUGGCAAUGGUGUGAAGAACGGCAUAUAAAACUUACAGCAUCAUACAUAAGUUCUAAAGAAAACACAGAAGCAGAUUUUGAAUCAAGAAAGACCAAUAUUGAUACCGAAUGGGAAUUAUGUGAAAAAGCAUACAAUAUAAUAACUAAGGAGCUAGGAAUGCCAGAAAUAGAUUUAUUUGCAUCUAGACAAAACGCUAAGUGCAGUAAAUAUAUAUCAUGGAAACAAGACCCAGAGGCAUUAAAUAUAGAUGCCUUUACCAUCAACUGGGGAAACCUGUACUUUUAUGCAUUCCCACCCUUUAGCCUUAUAUUGAAAUGCUUACAAAAAAUAAAGAAUGAUAAGGCCAUAGGAAUAGUUGUUAUCCCCUGGUGGCCUUCACAACCCUGGUUCCCACUCGCCCAAAUUUUACUAAUAUCUGACUGGAUAAUAUUCAAACCACACAAAAAGUUAUUACUUUCUCCUUUCAGGAUUACUCACCCACUGUAUCAACAACUUACAUUGGUUGCAGGGAAACUCUCCGGCAAGCACUAA
This is a messenger RNA of Parnassius mnemosyne (clouded apollo), 1533 nucleotides long. Lineage: Eukaryota; Metazoa; Arthropoda; Insecta; Lepidoptera; Papilionidae. The record is from the annotation of a GenBank genome assembly.